AUCCACUGGCUGUUUAAGUGCUAACCCGGGUUCGAAAAUACAUGGUAAUUGUCGGUCUCCCCGUGCAAAUUAGAGCAUCUUCACCGUGGUUUCUAAUGCGCGACCUGCAUAUAAGAGCAUAUGUAACCGCACCGCGUAUCAGGCGCAGGACUGUCGACUGUUUGAAGACGGCCAGCGACCAUGUACGCCAAUUGCAGCGACGGUGAUGUGGCGUGUCAAGCCGGCCACAUGGACCAACUGACCCGGCUGUUUAAUCUGUACAAUCAGUUGGCAUCCGUGGAACCCAAUCUGACCUUUGACAGUUUGCUGGACAAAGCCAGUCAUCUGCUGCAGGAGCGCAUCGAAGAUGUUGAGGCCGCGGGAGGGACAAAUGCGUCGCUAAGACACGCGGUCACUGCCGAAGCGGUGCCGACUGACCUGGGCUAUAAGGUCACCGUGACUAUCUCGCAUCUGGGAAUAUUCUUGUUGGGAUGCGUGGGCAACGUGGCGGUUAUAGGGGCGGCAUUCCGGUCCAAGUUCUUGCGGACGCCGACCUACAGCUAUCUGGUAUCGUUAGCCAUUGCGGAUCUGCUGGUUCUCUGCACCGCCAUUCCACAGGACAUUCUCAAUAGCUUCGGCCAGCGCUGGAUGCUGGGAUAUGGUGGGUGCGCCGUGGUGGUGUUCCUGAAUUUCUUUGGCAUCAACGUGGGCAGCAUGAGCAUCUUGGCGUUCACCGCUGAACGCUACGUCGCCAUCUGUCAACCGUUGUAUGCUUACCGCUUCUGCACCGUCGCGCGUACCCGAAACAUCAUCCGUCUAAUAUGGAUGCUGGUCCUGCUGUACUCCGGCGGCUGGCUCCUCUCCACCAAUCUCCUUUCCGUCCUCAGCACCACCGGCACCGAUCGAUCGACCCAGGCAUGCAACCUUGUCAUGCCGGCCGGCGCCUACACCACCUUCUUCGCCGUGGACUUGCUUCUCUUUUACGCGUUCCCCCUCUUCGUAUGCGUACUGGCCUACACGAAGAUCUUCAUAGCGGUCAAGAACACCUCCUUCCAGCCGUACUGCAGUAUCCGUGUACAGUUCGGUUCCAUGUCGCCAUCCGUAGAGUCCAACGAUGCCAUCAGCCGGGAACUUAAUAACUCGGCGUCGGUGCGCGUUGUGCUUCCGCAGAUACGCAUCACCCGACUGCAGCCGCGGCGGAAAAUGACCCGUACCUCGACGUUACGGCUGCUGGUGAUUGUCGUGGUAUUCUUUGCGGGGGCGUGGCUGCCGUUUCGGCUCAUUCCGGUGUACAAGUCGUAUUACCGAACCGGCACCUCAGCGGACGAUUGGUACUUGUUCUGCGCUCAUACAUUGGUGUAUUUGAACUGUGCGUCCAAUCCCAUUCUGUAUAAUGUGAUGAGUCCGCGAUUUCGUGCAGCGUUGCGCCAGUGCGGAUUUCGAUGCAUUUUCCGGCGAUGGAAGCAGUCAAGUUCCCAUGGAUAUUAAAGAAUAAAAUAAGCGCAAUUUCUUGUUAAUUAACCUUUCUUUAUCUCUGUUUCUGUAUGUAUAGUGCUGCCACAAAAGCGCGUCAACGUUCGACGCACCUCCGACCAGACGCACAUUAUUUUUCACC
Molecule: messenger RNA, 1594 nt
Organism: Paramacrobiotus metropolitanus
Lineage: Eukaryota; Metazoa; Tardigrada; Eutardigrada; Parachela; Macrobiotidae
Product: thyrotropin-releasing hormone receptor-like
Exons: 4
Coding region: 181-1467 (428 amino acids)
Biological process (GO): G protein-coupled receptor signaling pathway
Cellular component (GO): membrane
Molecular function (GO): thyrotropin-releasing hormone receptor activity
Source: RefSeq, a predicted model, not a curated record